Messenger RNA from Paralichthys olivaceus (Japanese flounder), 2406 nucleotides. Lineage: Eukaryota; Metazoa; Chordata; Actinopteri; Pleuronectiformes; Paralichthyidae. The record is from RefSeq and is a predicted model, not a curated record.
GUGUUUGCUGAUCCAACAGAAGAAGACGCAGAAGAUGUCUUCCUCUUGACUUUUUAUUUUUCGCUUCGUUAAAAAAUCGUUUUUUGUCUCGUGAACGUUUUUGUUUUGGUCGUGUCGCUUGUGUGACGUCAGUCUUUGCUUUGAGGAAACACUCAGCUUCGUCCAUCAUGUCUCACAAGUACAGACCGCCUGACUCUGACCUCAGACCUGAUCCUGCUCCGUACUCUUCAGAUCGCCGUCACACAUCGCUGGACCGAGACAAUUACAGGCCUCCGCAGGCGUCUUUCUCUCCAUCCUACCCGUCCUCUUCCUCCUCCAGAGGCUCGGCUCAGUGGUCGCAGGAAGGUGCUCUCAGCAUCCUGAGCAGCUGUGGUCUGGAGCCCAGCGACCUGUCUCUGCUGGCCGAGCUGCCAGAGGACGUCCUGACCGUGGAGUCCCUGCCUCAUGUCCUCAAUCAGCUCAAAGGAAAGAGAGGGACUGUCAAACCUUUCUCCACCAACGCUCCUUCCUUCUCCUCUUCCUCCUCUCAUCCUCCCAGCUCCACACAACGAUCUGCCGUCAGCUCCUCCUCCAGAGACUGGGACCAGCUCUGCAGUCAACCAGUCCAGUACCCGCUGGGUCAGGUAACGUCCCGUCCUCUUCCAUCUGAGAAGGUUCAUGACCACUGGGGCAAUCCCACAACCAGCAGCUCGGUCAGAGCAGACCCACUGUCGUUCUCGUCUUCGUCGUCCAGCUACAUGGUGGACUUUCACCACAGACCGGGACCCUCUGAUUAUGGUAAGACAGGCAGAGCCUCUUGCUCAGUGUCCUCACGGGAUCCGCCCUCUGUCAGGUCAGCAGCACGAGACGACAGGACUUGUCCUUCCCGUCUCUCUGAGUCAGGAUCGGCUGGUUACAGGUCAGCUCCUCCCCCUGAAGAGCACCAACUUAAAGCUCAGGGGAGACGCCCCGAGUCUGAAACCUCUUCCAUCAGGAGCAGCCGGCUCGCUGGAGCCACCCCCAUGCCUACCAAGAAAGAAGCCCUGGACUUCCAUGGGACGCUGCCAGAGGUGUUCCCCUACUCGUGCUCUCUGUGUGAUAUCACUGUGCUGUCAGAGAGGGUGUGGACUAAACACAUCAACGGCACUUAUCAUGCCGACGGUCAGCUCAGCCUGCUGCAGCAGUUUCCUAAGUGGGACUGUCGAAUGGAGACGCUCAGCAGGGCUGACAACCAAUCAGAGAAGAGUAAGAAUGAAGAAAAGCCCACCCGACCGCCUCCGUCAGCCAAUGAGAGCCAAAAGUCUCAGUCGAAUAAACAGUCGAGGAAGAAGACGUCGGACAAGAGUAAAGUGGUGUGUGUGAAGUUUCCAGCUCAGUCUGUGGAUGAGACGUAUCUGAGGAAACUAACUGAACCGUUUGGAAAGAUCCUCAAGAUCCUCAUGUUUCCGUCUUUAGCGUUUGUGGAGCUGGGCUCCAUCGAUCAGGCGAAGGAUUUGGUGAAAUUCCACAUCAACUGUCCUCCAACUGUGAAUGGAGAGCAGAUGGAGUUCAGCAUCUCCAACACCUUCAGCUUCCUUCAGAGUUCUCGCGUCGUUAGCUUCACUCCAGCUCCAACAGGAGAAGACGGCCGAUCCGAUCUGAUCAGCAUCGUCAAACGCUUCGGCCAGCCGCUCUUCACUCUGUUCCUGCCGUCUAUGGUGUUUGUGGAGAUGAAAAAUGUUCCUGACGCUCAGAAGCUGGUCGAUUAUUAUUCUGCCAAAACUCUGAGGAUCAACAGUGACCUCAUCAAAGUUUCCCUCUCUGGAGAAUACAGGAGCUUGAUGCGAGUUGCUUCUGCCACGAGGUACGAGGAGGAAACGCCUUCGACCAAGACAGCGAGCAGUCGGAGCCAAGAGCAGGAGGACAAGACGGAAAGCAAGAGGAAAAGACCUAGAUCCAGAGAAAGAUCCAGAGAUAAAUCCAGAGCAAAGAGGUCCAGGUCCAGUGAUGAUUCCAACAGGGAGAGGAAAUCCAGAUCCAGAGAUCGUUCCAGGUCCAGAGACAAAUCUACAGAAAAGACAUCCAGAGACGAGUCCAACAAGGAGAAGAAGUCCAGGUCUCGAUCUAGAUCCAGAGAUAAACCCAGAGAGAAGAGAUCCAGAUCCAGAGAAAAGUCCUGCGGCAGGUCUUCUGGGGAGAAGGGAUCCAGAGAAAAGACGAUGGAACCAGAAAAAAGUGAGAAACUGGACUCUGACUCCAAACCUGAACCUGCAGAGAACAGACAGAGUGAAGAAGAAGAAGAGGAAGAGUCAUCUGCAGAGGACAGCGACAUCGAGGGGAUGGAGGUGAUCGGAGAGGAUGGAGAGAAUGUGGACGAUGAAGAGGAGGAAGAUGAGGAAGAUGACAGUCCAGCAGAGAGAAGUGACUCGAUACGAGAAGAAAAGGAAA